CCAAAGAGGGCGCUUUGAAUUAACAUUCAGAUCCGGCAAAAAUUCAAUGAAUGUGAAUCUGGCUUUUCAAGAUAAUAUUUUGGGGAUAAUUUUCUCAUGAAGCUCCACCAACAAAUGAGCUCAAAUUGAGAGAAUUAUUGAAUCUUAAAAAAAAAAUGUUCUCGCGCAUAUCUAACAAAACUCUCGCCAAGGUAGCCGUCUAUGGGGCUUUUGGGUCAAUCAGUGCGGUAUUCUACAUGCGAUGGAGUAUAGAACGUAAAAUCAGAGGCCAGGAAUUCUACAAGGAAGCCCUCAAUUUGCUCAAACAGCACAAAGGAGCUGAAACCGUUCUGGGUAAUCCAAUUUCGGAGAGUGGCUUCGACUUGAGCGACAAGACGAAUAAAUGCAAUUCCAAUGAAGCUCACUUUGAGGUAUCAGUCCGGGGACCUAAAGACAGAGGCACGUACUUCUUCUGGGCACGACGUGAAGAACCAAAACCAUGGGAAGUCUACAGAGCAGAGUUAGAAUUGAAAUCAAAACCUGAUCAGAGAUUAAUUCUUGUUCAGAGCUCAGAAAGUUGAGAUUUUUGUGAUCUUUUUGCACCGUUUUACUUCUAGAAUUAAUUUAGAAAUUAAUUAAAAUGUAAAUAUGAGUUGAUUAAUAAAUUUUUAUAAUCAAAAAUUAAAUAA
This is a messenger RNA of Lutzomyia longipalpis, 668 nucleotides long. RefSeq lists its product as uncharacterized. The coding region runs from base 156 to 560 and encodes 134 amino acids. The transcript has 2 exons. Gene Ontology annotation, cellular component: mitochondrial inner membrane. Gene Ontology annotation, biological process: mitochondrial respiratory chain complex I assembly; mitochondrial respiratory chain complex IV assembly. NCBI's taxonomy places the organism in Eukaryota, Metazoa, Arthropoda, Insecta, Diptera, Psychodidae. The record is from RefSeq and is a predicted model, not a curated record.